This is a messenger RNA of Argentina anserina (silverweed cinquefoil), 2153 nucleotides long. RefSeq names its product CBL-interacting serine/threonine-protein kinase 14-like. The transcript has a single exon. Gene Ontology annotation, biological process: protein phosphorylation; signal transduction. Lineage: Eukaryota; Viridiplantae; Streptophyta; Magnoliopsida; Rosales; Rosaceae. Gene Ontology annotation, molecular function: protein serine/threonine kinase activity; ATP binding. The record is from RefSeq and is a predicted model, not a curated record. The coding region runs from base 257 to 1564 and encodes 435 amino acids.
CUCAAGCUCUCCCACAACAGAACGACACCUUUCUCCAUACUCUUCGUAUCAAAUCAAAACCUAAUCCAAUCCCAACUCUGAAACCCCAUUUCUACAUACCCUCCUGUUUCGCCAACCACAUUAUUGGUCGAGUUCCUAUUCACAAAAGUCGGAGAAUUUAGGGGUUAGAUCAGAGAAUUCAAGGGUUAGGUCGUAAAAGUGGGAAAUUCUGACAUGAUGGUGGAAAUUAGUUUCUGAAAUACUCAGAACUAAAGCCAUGCCGGAGAUCGAUGUCGCAUCCGACGCCGCCUCCGUGGCUUCUGUGGACGAGGCGGGAGGGGCGCUGUUCGGGAAGUACGAGCUGGGGAAGCUCCUCGGCCGCGGCGCAUUCGCCAAAGUCUACCACGCGCGUGACGUCAGCACCGGGCAGAGCGUGGCGAUUAAAGCGGUGAACAAGCAGAAGGUUCUGAAGGGCGGGUUCACGUCGAACGUGAAGCGCGAGAUCUCGAUCAUGCGGCUGCUGCAGCACCCGAAUAUCGUGAAGCUCUACGAGGUGUUGGCCACGAAGACCAAGAUCUAUUUCAUCAUGGAGUUCGCCAAAGGCGGCGAGUUGUUCGGGAAAAUCUCCAAGGGCAGGUUCAGCGAGGAUCUCAGCCGUCGGUACUUCCAGCAAUUAAUAUCCGCCGUCGGAUACUGCCAUUCCCGCGGCGUCUAUCACCGCGAUUUGAAGCCGGAGAAUUUGCUCUUGGACGAGAAUUGGAAUUUGAAGGUAUCGGAUUUCGGGCUCUCCGCCGUGACGGAGCAGAUCCGACCAGACGGGCUUCUCCACACUCUCUGCGGCACUCCGGCUUACGUGGCGCCGGAGAUUCUAGCCAAGAAAGGCUACGACGGCGCCAAGGUGGAUAUAUGGUCGUGCGGGAUCAUCCUCUUUGUUCUCAACGCCGGGUAUCUUCCAUUCAACGACCCCAAUCUCAUGGUAAUGUACCAGAAAAUCUACAAGGGGGAGUUUCGCUUUCCUAGGUGGACUUCGCCGGACCUUAAACGGCUUAUUUCUCGGCUGCUGGACACGAACGUCGAGACGAGGAUCACGGUGGAUGAGAUCAUCAAGGAUCCUUGGUUCAGUGUUGGGUAUAAAGACGUGAAGUUUCACUUGGAGGAUUUCAACUUGAAGGAGUGGAGGGACGAGGACAACGACACGCCGUUGAACGCGUUUGAUUUGAUCUCGUUCUCGUCGGGGUUUGAUAUCUCGGGGAUGUUCCGGAAGCCUGAGAUAUCUGACUGCGGGGAGAGGUUCGUGUCGGCGGAGACGCCGGAGAGGAUCAUUCAGAAGGUGGAGGAGGCGGCAUUGGCUGAGGGGAUGACGGUGAUGGAGAAGAAGAGCUGGGGGGCGAAGUUGGCGGGGCAGAAUGGUAAUUUGGUCGUCUCUAUUGGGAUUUACCGGCUGACGGAGAAGCUGGUGGUGGUGGAGUUGAAUAAGCGGGAAAGAAUAGGGGAGAAUUGCCACCAGCAGAUAUGGAAGGACAAGCUGAGGCCGCAGCUGUCGUGUUUGGUAUACCAACCGGAAGAACAAGUCUCCGGUGAAUGAUAGUGAAGCUCAAUUAUAAUGGGAGCGAUACAUUCCCGGCGAAGUCAACACAUUGCCGGAGAAAUCAUUGACGGGGCUCUUCGUAUUUGAUCAUAGUCCCCGAAUUUGACAAAACGCGAGAAAUGGGAAAGUUUCUCACAAUCUGUACAUAGAUUUUUAUUGUUACAAUCGUCAUUCUCUCAUUCAAACCAUGAAUACAAAUGGUGAUAUGGAGAUAUCUAUCUCCAAUAACUUCCUUAGUUGAUUUGGCGCAUGUAAAAUUUUUUUUUUUUCCAAAACAACCGAUGUUUUGAAGUAUGGUAUGUUUUCCGGUAAAGGCUAUUCGAAAUGGCAUAUCCGACGGAUACCACAGAGAAGAAAAAGACACGCAAUGUGGUAACAUAUGGUGAUCGGAAAAGGGAAUAUCAGUUGUCCCAUGAAGGACAGGGAAGCAGUAACAGGGGAACUUCCAUUCUCGAUGUCAAAGCUUAGUAUUGCUUAGAUGAUUUUGACAUGGUUAUUGACUGCAGUAGACUAGAUUAAAAUACGUGCAGAUUCAAUUGUUAGCGAAAGCAUUAACAUGGCCACACGGGGAGUCUAUAACACAGAA